Molecule: messenger RNA, 3018 nt
Organism: Trachymyrmex cornetzi
Lineage: Eukaryota; Metazoa; Arthropoda; Insecta; Hymenoptera; Formicidae
Gene: ple
Product: tyrosine hydroxylase ple
Exons: 7
Coding region: 17-1732 (571 amino acids)
Biological process (GO): dopamine biosynthetic process from tyrosine
Cellular component (GO): perikaryon; cytoplasm; axon
Molecular function (GO): iron ion binding; tyrosine 3-monooxygenase activity
Source: RefSeq, a predicted model, not a curated record
GAGUGAUAAAGAAGAUAUGAUGGCAGUCGCAGCCGCUCAGAAGAACCGCGAAAUGUUCGCCAUCAAGAAGUCUUACAGUAUUGAGAACGGGUAUCCAGCGCGACGACGUUCCCUCGUAGACGAUGCCCGUUUUGAAACGCUCGUCGUCAAACAGACGAAGCAAAGCGUACUCGAGGAAGCUCGACAACGAGCGAAUGACACAAACGCGGAUCAGACAAUUACUUGUACUAAGGAUAAAGGACAAGAAGAAAAUUACAUCGAUAUUUCAUCAAGUGAUGAUGAACAGGUGGAAUCAUUAGUUUGCGCGGUGCAGGAGGAAGAAGCGAAAGCGGAGGCUUCCUCAGACAGUGAUGGAAAACCGGAUGAUGAUGACGAUGAUGAUGCCGGAUUAACCGAGGAGGAAGUAGUGCUCGCGAAAACUAUAGCCGAAUCUCCGGAUAGCGAGUACAACGUGCAGAAAGCGGCGCUGGUAUUGAGAUUGCGAGAGGGUAUUGGUUCUCUAGGCAGAAUCCUAAAGACAAUCGAAAAUUUCAAGGGCAUGAUCACUCAUGUCGAGUCACGGCCCUCCAAGAAGGAGGGUCUGCAAUUUGAGGUCUUGGUCAAGAUUGACAUGAGCAGACAGAGCCUGUUACAGUUGAUUAGAAAUCUACGACAAAGCUCGGCCUUAGACGGCGUAAACCUGCUCGCCGACAAUUCCGUCAGCAUCAAAGAUCCCUGGUUUCCCCGUCACGCUUCCGAUCUCGACAAUUGUAACCACCUAAUGACUAAGUACGAGCCGGAUCUCGACAUGAAUCAUCCAGGCUUCGCCGACAAAGAGUAUCGCGCUCGUCGCAAAGUCAUUGCCGAAAUUGCUUUUGCUUAUAAGUACGGCGACCCGAUACCUUCUAUUCCUUACACCGAGACGGAAAACGAAACUUGGUCGCGCGUCUUCAACACUGUGUUGGACCUGGUACCGAAACACGCGUGCAUGGAAUACCAGAGAGUCUUCAAGAAAUUGCAAGAGGAGAGGAUCUUCGAGUCUCACCGUAUACCGCAGUUGCAGGAAGUCAGCGAUUUUUUGAAGAAGAGCACGGGAUUCACUCUUCGACCGGCCGCCGGUCUCUUGACAGCGCGGGACUUCUUGUCCAGUCUUGCCUUCAGAAUAUUCCAGAGCACCCAAUAUGUCCGCCACAUCAACAGCCCGUAUCACACUCCCGAACCAGAUUGCAUUCACGAACUCUUGGGCCAUAUGCCGCUUUUGGCCGAUCCAAGUUUCGCUCAAUUUUCGCAAGAAAUUGGAUUAGCGUCUCUUGGCGCUUCAGAUGAAGAAAUCGAGAAGCUAUCAACCAUUUACUGGUUCACGGUUGAAUUCGGAUUGUGUAAGGAAGGUCCUGAAGUCAAAGCUUAUGGUGCUGGCUUGUUGUCAGCCUACGGUGAACUCUUGCACGCAUUGAGCGAUAAAUGCGAACAUCGAGCUUUCGAUCCGUCAAUUACCGCUCUCCAGAAAUAUCAAGAUCAAGAAUACCAACCGAUAUAUUAUGUGGCCGAGAGUUUCGAGGAUGCUAAGGAAAAAUUCCGUCGUUGGGUGGCCACUAUGAGCCGGCCAUUCGAGGUCAGGUUCAAUCCGCAUACGCAACGCGUCGAAGUCCUUGAUAGUGUUGAUAGACUGGAGGGUAUGAUUUCCCAACUCAAUACCGAGAUGACCCACCUUACGAAUGCCGUCAACAAAAUGAAAGCGAGACAAUUUGCGUAAGGAUGAAAACUUCCGCGUUUUCGUUUAUGAUUCGAUUAUUCCUUUUGCGAACCAUCGAACCUCGAAAUCGAUCACUUAGCCAAUUAAAUAAUCUUUAAACUCUUUGGUGACAAUAAUUUUCGAUAAUCUAUCAAAGAAUAGCAGAUAAUUAUUAUACUAUAAAAAACGUUCUUCCUAGUAAUUGUAACAGAGCUUAAUGAGUCUUUUAAUGAUAUAUUUCGAAAGCGUACCAGUAAUUUUAAGGAAGUUAUGUAGACCAUCGCGAAAGAGUUAUUUGUUUUAAAUAAGAAAAACAUUUUGAAUUGCAUCGAAACUUCAGCUUCCAGGUUCGGUGGAGCAUAUCAUCUCAUUGUCAUAAUUUUUAUUGCGUAAUUCGUCCUUCAUUUCGUGUAUAAAGUCAUUCAUUUGCGUUAUUAUAUGCGUGUACGCGCACUGAUUAUAAACAGUGGAUCUGAUUAUAAACUGAUUAUAAAAUGUGACUUUACUUUGACGCACGCGAACGUCAGCUUGUAUUGUGUUACGUUUCGUCCAGAUAAUCGUACAACUUAAUUAAGUAAAUUGUGACAGUCCAAUCUUUUGUUCUUAAGACGCCAAAUGAGCGGAAAUACAUAUCACAAGGUUAUCUUUUAAUAAAUAGAAUAGCAUUGUCUUUUUUUAUCAAUAUAGUUGCGCGUACAUGCAUAUGAAAGAUUCUCAAAAUACUAUUAUAUUAUUAUUAAUUAUUAAUUAUUAUUAUUUCGUUCUAUUCUAUUAUAUAAUAUUGUAUUAUUAUGUUAGUACGUUAUGUUAUAUAUACAUGAAUUUACUUAAUCCAGCAGACACUGGCAUCUGCCCCGAUAAUUCGUAGUACAAUCUAUUUAGCAAAAGUUAUAACGCGAGAUGGUUGUAGCUAAAAAUUAUAUCGUAGUCUUGUAGAACUUGUAGAAUUCGCGGGAUUGAUUCCUCAUCGCGAUAGAAUUUGUUGUUCAAACUUGAGCGUACAGUAUUCUCUUCUUUCGCGAAUUAAUUGUCACACGGUGGCUGUAUGGAGUCUCGUUGGGCGGUUCUCCCGGACUAGCCGAUAAGAAGUGACCGUUCAGUAAAUAUUCUUAUUGGCUUGUCGCACUUAAUUUAGAAUUUACCUGCAUCGAAUUAAACAGUAUUUCGUAAAGAAUAUCUUUAAGUUGUGUUCUUACUUAGAUAGUUCGCAUCUGGGCGCUGUAUCGCUUCUUGUUCGAUCGAACUCUUUGGAGAUAAUAGUCCCCAAACAGUUCCAGAAGUCACAAAGCGAUAUUGCUUUAGAAAGA